UCGGGUGUGGAGCAAGGAGGAGGAAUCUUUGGUGAGUGAGCUGGUGGCGCGACCGACCGCGUCGACUACCGAGGUAGAAGAAGAACCCAUGCGUCACUUUGGUCCCUCUAGCCUCUAUCUCUUCCCUGCUAAUCACCCCACCGCCGCUACGGUUGGGGCGGUUACCCGUUCGAGGUUGAUGCGCUGCAAAGUUUCUCGGCGACACCCCUCCUUCCCUCCUCUACCCGACUUUCUUUCCUCUUCUGGGCUGGAUUUCACGUAGACUUCGCCGCUUCCGCCCCUGCAAAGUUAAUUUCUUGCUGUAAUCUCGUGCCUUGCUCAAAGUAGAGGGUGGACUUCCGAGCAUUUCCCUUUCCUUCUUCUUCAAACCUUCUGCUUCCCGUAUCCCGGUCAUUUCUCCUUGAUUUCGCAGCCGUUUCCUUUUUUUCAUCGCUGGCAAAGCUGUAUAUAGACGGCCGUGCGUUUAUUUCUCCCCUGAUUGAUUGUCUCCAAAACCCCCCUCUAGCUCUCCCUCGAGCCGGACGCGCUGCUUCCCCUUCUGAACUCCUUCCGAGAUUUUGCUCGUCUUCCUAGGUUUCUUCUCUCCCUCGCGGCCGUGUACGUCUGCAGAGAGUCGGCGCGGAGAGGGGAUGGGGCGUGCCAUGAGAUGGCUCAAGAAGCUCUUGACGGGCACCAAGGAAGGACACGGCGGCGUCAAGCCCGACUGGCACGACGCGGCGGAGAAGGAGACGAGCAGGUGGAGCUUCGUGAAGCAGAGGAAAAGCGGAGCUGACGGCGGGAAGCCGCGGCCUUCGGGGGUGGCUCUCGCCGCCGCGGUCAGGCCGUGCCGUUGCGUCGGUGGAGCGCGCGAGGAGGAGGCCGCCGUCGUGGUUCAGAAGGCCUUCAGAGGCUACCUGGCUAGGAAAGCGCUUCGCGCGCUCAGAUCACUCGUCAAGCUGCAGGCUCUGGUCCGAGGCUACCUCGUGAGGAAACAGGCCGCCACGACUUUGCACAGGCUGCAGGCGCUCAUGCGGCUGCAGGCAGAUUCGUACGCCGUCAAGCGAGCUUCCUAUCGGAGAUCAAUGGAACAAGAGAGGAUCGUCACGGAGGAUGUCCGGACGAAGCCAUCGCCGUCACCGGCGAAGGCAGCGCACCGGCGGAGGCUGUCCGACAGCACGGACUCCAACUACGAGCGCAGCCCGCGGAUCGUGGAGAUGGACACGUGCCACCUCCGCUCCCGGUCCACCCGGAUCGCCAGCGGCCGGUACACGCCCGAUCGCUCGUCGGCCCGCCUCGCCGCGGACCUGGCGCCGCUGUCCGUCAAGCAGCCCCAGCGACUGUCCACCCGGCGGCACCACGAGCGUGAACCCGUCAGGCAAGCCAGGACGGCGCAGAACACGCCCCGAUUCAGCGGCCCCGAACCAGCGUACGCGUACGACUCGCCGGCCAAGAGCGUGGACGGGCUGACGCCGCGGCCGCUCUGGCACCGGGACCUGCUCGCGAGCCCGCGCUACAUGGGGGGCACGGCCUCGUCGGCGGCGAAGACGCGGUGCCAUAGCGCGCCCAGGCAGCCGGCCGAGGCGGCGAGGGCGAGCCUGACGUCCCCAGCAGGGUCGAGGAGGUCGGCGUCCAAGCGUAUGCAGAGCGGUUACCUCUCGGAAGCCACGCUCAAGGGCUACUCCGGUCUCAUCGAGGAGGCGGCCAGGGAUUACUACUUGGACAGGAUGUGGUGACCCAUCAGAUGGAGAGUGUGAA
Lolium rigidum is the source of this 1734-nucleotide messenger RNA. RefSeq names its product protein IQ-domain 26-like. Bases 630 to 1712 code for a protein of 360 amino acids. Lineage: Eukaryota; Viridiplantae; Streptophyta; Magnoliopsida; Poales; Poaceae. Gene Ontology annotation, molecular function: protein binding. The transcript is spliced from 3 exons. The record is from RefSeq and is a predicted model, not a curated record.